Molecule: messenger RNA, 3168 nt
Organism: Cynoglossus semilaevis (tongue sole)
Lineage: Eukaryota; Metazoa; Chordata; Actinopteri; Pleuronectiformes; Cynoglossidae
Product: DNA damage-inducible transcript 4 protein-like
Exons: 2
Coding region: 2199-2879 (226 amino acids)
Biological process (GO): negative regulation of TOR signaling; response to hypoxia; apoptotic process
Cellular component (GO): cytoplasm
Molecular function (GO): 14-3-3 protein binding
Source: RefSeq, a predicted model, not a curated record
GUCAGAUGAUUGGUCACAGAUUAAGCACAUGGCUAUAAAAGGAAUCCAAGAUGGCUGCCAGGCACUGAACUUUUUAUUUCUUCGCUGUUUUCAUUGUUGUCUGAAUGUGUUUCGUUGUUUGUCGUUUGCGGGGUUGGGAAACUUGCCAAGUUCUGUUUUCAUGUUGUUGUUGUUUUGUUUAUUUUUUUUUCUUUAGCGUUUUGUGUCUUGGUUUAGUCAUGUUUCCUGUAAGAACUCAGGAGUUAGUUCUGUAUUUAGCAUUUGUCCACUCGGAUGGUGAAUCUUACUUUUCAAAUGUUAUUCACCUGAAAGGCUUGUUUUAAAAGUGUUUUAUUUCAAACGAAAAGGAGGAAUUGUUGUUGUAUAAAUUGAUCCGUUGUUACUAAAGAGACGUUUGUACAUGAGCACUUAACACCGUUUUUUAUGUUGUCGAAAAACGGGGAAUUCGGUACAGGUGUGUGUGGGGCGCCAGCGCCGCCCACUUCCACUCUAGGAACAUGCAUUUUAGUGAGAUGGAGCUGGAUCAGCUGGGAUUUUCUUAGGAGAUCAAACAAUAAUGUUUGGGAUUUUGGAAGUGGACACUACAAACUGCUGUGGUAAUGACAAAAUAAACAAAUCUGGGUCCCUGAGCCAGCAUAUAGUGCCUCCCUCGAGAGAACAUGCAGGUUCGUUUCUGCUUUCUUUAGCAAUAAAUCCAAACUCUAUAUGGAACACUGCCCCACCUCCACUUCAGGUGAUAAGCGCAUGUAAUCAAACAGAAGCCUUUUAAACUUGAUGUAGCAGCGCCCUGCUCUGGAAUUUGCGUGCAUUACAAUAUUAAAUAGUCGCUCCCCUUUCUGGGAGAAAUCAGUCGUUACCGUUGUUGUUGUCGCUGUUAUUUUUUCUAAAACCUUAUGUUUAUAAAAUUGGGGAUGUUAGCAUUGUCUGAGUAAUUGCAGUAAUUACACAACAUACAAAUCCAUAUCCUCCGAGAAGCUACUGCAGGACAGAGAGGUGUUGCUGGGGGGUUGGUCAGAAAAGUUGCAGAUCAGGAGUAGGAGGAAUGACUCCAACAGUUGAUUCAGGCAAGGACAGUUUGUUUAUCAAGCACAUCUCAAACAACAGUCACUUCACAGCAUCAUGAGUGCAGCUUAACCUUUGAGGUGUUUGUAGUUUUAAAAGAAUAUGCUGAAUAAAGUCUGAAGCAGUAAAGUAGGAGGGAACUGGUCAUUGAUGUCUGUUUUAGUUUAUGGCAGAAGAAACAGUUUCUUCAAUAAAGCCAAGACAGUCUUUCUUGAGCUGGAUAACAGAGAACAUUAACUGAAUGUUUUAACUGAAGAAAACUUAAUGUAACUUAGUCCCAAAAAGGGUCAGUUAUGUGGUAGAACAGAUAGAUGGACAAAUGGUCCAAAUAUGGAAAUUUGGUUACAAUUACAGAUUCAUAUAACAAUGUAAUUUGAAAUUUGUCAUGUUAGAACAACUGUUUCUAAGAAUACGGGAAAAAGUUGCUAAUGACUAAAUUGUGCUGGUCAAACAGUAGUAUGAAACAUGUUAUUUACAGAACAUAUUUUUGCAUAUAAAUGUUAGGGGAUUACAAGAAAACAACAUCCAGACACGUAACGUUGUUAUCGUUACUAAAUCAGUGUUUCAUUCUGUCGUCAAUCGUUUGAUCGCUUCGGGCAACUUUAAACAAAGCCCUCCGUGGUCUACGUGUGAUACGUGUCAGUAUCCAGAGGUAUGCGAAUGAAUGACUCCUUCCAGAAGCCCUUUGUUAUUUUUCUCCAAAAUGCGAACGUCUUUUUUCGCCGUUUAAACCGUUUACUCAACUAUCCUACAUUGGCGGUGCCAUCUUAUGUACAUAAUGAAUCAGUUAAAAUGUUUAUUCUUUUGUCUAUAUUUUUAUUCUAAGUUGUCAAAAUUUGUGGAAAACUCCAGAACUCGAAAACUCAUGGGGGUUGGAUUUCCUCUACUCCAUCAGAGACCAAAAAUGUUGCCAGGCAGAGUGAAACGCUGAGGACGUGUGCUCCAAGCUCAUUGGUUGAUAAAACGAAUGGGCGGCGCACGUUGCUUUAGGUAUUUAAAGCUUUGUCCUGCUUGUGACGGUAGUUUUCCAGCUGGUCUGGCUUUCGGGGGUUGACACAGGGGUCUGACUUCUGCACUUAUUUCAUUUUUUUUAUACCAUUCUUCCAUACAACCAUAUUACUUAACUGUUGGAGAAGAUGUCUUUUUCUCGCAGUCAAUCCCUGGACGGCAGCUUUCCUCCGUCUCCAGUAGAGGACAGGAGCUCGAAGAGACUGUCCUGGGGCAGCCUGCUGCUCAGGCUAACUGAACUGAAAAAGACCAAUCAGAGGGUCGCAGCAGAUCAGAACUGCAGGAGUGAGACUGGGUCUCCUGCAGAUACGUCUCUAUCAGAAUUUGACAACAGCAUUUUCUCUGAACCCCUGGAGGAGACCCUGGCCGCAGAAAUCACAGAGACCAUCACUGAAAGCCUCAGGAAUGCGUCCCACAACCUGGGCUGCUCCAGACUGCUCCUACCUGACUGUCUCCAGUACAGUAUAAGUCAGGAGCUGCUCCAUCUGUCUUCGUGUGAGCCCUGUGGGCUUAAGGGAGCGCUGAUUGACCUGUGUAUAGACCGGGGGGACCAGGACUCACUAUGUAAUGUGGAGCAAAUAGUGGUAGAUGCCUCCCUGGUCCCCACUUUUCACGUAACUCUUGUGCUGCGUCUUGAAGCUGGUGGACUGUGGCCAAAGGUCCAAAAGCUCUUCAAAGGGAGCAGAUCUCCACAGAGGUCUGGAACAUCUCCGAGGCACCGAAGCAUUCAGAGGCUCAGUACAAGCUUCAGGGCCAUCAAAAGAAAACUGUACUCCUCAGAGGACCUGUUGAUUAAGGAGUGUUGUUGACCAAAUACUCCUGGAGCCCAAUUUCAUGUUGAUCAUGGAAAAAUAAGUGACACAAGUGGAACUGAUUUGCUGCCCCAGAAACUAAACUUAUUGUACACGUCUGUGUUAUUCUCAGGAAUCUUCUCAUGGCUGCUAUUCAACCAAAGAGAAUGAUGUAUUAACAGGGAAAGUCUGUGAAUUUUAAGUAACACCAGGAAGGUGUGAAGAAUGUGUUUGCGAAUGCUGUCAACCAGAAACUCAUUUUGUUACUAAAAACUUGAGGGAUGCGAAUAAAUUAUUUUUUAUUAAA